ACCAUAGGGCGAUAGGAUACCAAAACUUGAAACCAUGCCUGAUCCCUUCUCGUAUACUCCAACCCCCACAAGAGUACCAACCACAGGUUUCCAAUGAUCCACCAGAGCCACAAAUUCUCAAGAUGUGAUGCAGCAGAGAAGCAAAGAAACCCAUCUCCUUCAUGAGGAUGUGAAGGUGAGGUUCAUCCAUCUCUCUUCCUGAGAUCAAAAAGAGGAAUGCUUCUCCAUGGCAUCGCCUCCACUCAUCCACCUUCAUCCAUUCACCUCCUCAGAUCCCAAAACCACAACUACAACCUCAAACUCACAGUUUCCGCUUCUUCCGCUUCUCAAAUCCCAUCAUCUUCAAAAACCAAAUUGAUGAAAUUCUCAAUCUCCGACAAAGAAUUAGAAUCUAGAGGCUUCCUUCUCAAGCACUCAAUGGAAGGUCUCAACUUGGAUCACCUCAAUCGAGUCUUUGUAGCAGUUGGGUUUCCUCGACGAGACCCGGAGAAGAUUCGAGUAGCGUUGGAGAAUACAGAUACUCUGCUGUGGAUGGAGUACUCUAAGACACAGAGACCAGUGGCGUUUGCAAGAGCCACCGGCGACGGCGUCUUCAAUGCCAUUAUAUGGGAUGUGGUGGUGGAUCCGUCGUUCCAAGGUAUAGGGUUGGGGAAAGCGGUGAUGGAGAGGUUGCUAGAGGAGUUGUUGCAGAAGGGAAUUAGUAAUAUUGCUUUGUAUUCGGAACCUAGGGUUUUGGGGUUUUAUAGAGCUUUGGGUUUCGCCGCCGAUCCAGGCGGGAUCCGUGGAAUGGUGUACUAUCUUAAGAAGCGUAAAUGAUGUGGCCAAUUGAACUGCAUGCUUAUGGCCAUUUGCUUCAAAGGUCGACUCCAAGACCCAGGCAUCGUUUGAUAAUGAUUUUUCAUGUUUUUGGGAAUAUGAAUGAAUUUUUUGGUAUUUAAUAAAUUUAUUUUUCGCAUCGUUCA
Macadamia integrifolia is the source of this 962-nucleotide messenger RNA. Its product is annotated as serotonin N-acetyltransferase 2, chloroplastic-like. The coding region runs from base 217 to 816 and encodes 199 amino acids. Gene Ontology annotation, molecular function: N-acetyltransferase activity. Gene Ontology annotation, cellular component: cytoplasm. The record is from RefSeq and is a predicted model, not a curated record. The transcript has a single exon. Lineage: Eukaryota; Viridiplantae; Streptophyta; Magnoliopsida; Proteales; Proteaceae.